This is a messenger RNA of Microbotryum saponariae, 954 nucleotides long. NCBI's taxonomy places the organism in Eukaryota, Fungi, Basidiomycota, Microbotryomycetes, Microbotryales, Microbotryaceae. The record is from the annotation of a GenBank genome assembly.
AUGAAUACGGAAAGUUCCCGGAAGUUUCGGGAGGCUACGCAACGCGACCCAUUUGUCUGGCCUAGGCCCCUGAUGCUCAGCGACCUCCGGGCGCUCCUCGGCAAAGGCAAUAGGGAACCAUCCCCCGGUCCGGACCGAUGGGAGAAAUGGACAGUAACGAUACUUGGAGACCAAGCGAUGUCUGUUGUUCUGGCACUCCUGAACUAUGUACUGGUGCACAACUACUUCGACAAGCUGCGCGACCACUAUCUGCUUCCGAUGUUCAAAAAUCGCGGACUGUCUUCCCAACUGAGUAAUUACCGAGCGGUCUGUUUUGGCAAUUUCUUGGCGGUCACAGCGGCUGGAUGGUUUACACGUCAGGCGCAAGCUUACGCAAUGAAACACCACAUGAUUCCAGAAACACAGGUGGCCGUCCAGAGCGGUGUACAACAGCGCGACCUCACAAGUUUCCUAGCGAACCUAGAAGCCUGGGCGUUCCGGGCCAAAACUCCGAUCUACGGGCUAGUACGAGACCAAAAGAAGGGCUUCGACCUGCUCAGACCAGAAGCUGGGUAUGACGCCUACCAUUUUUUCGGCUUUGGCCCAAACGCAGAAGCUUUUGACCGAGCCCGAUUGGCACACGGCGCUUUUAUCGUCAAGACACCGUACGGCCUCGCGGAACCUUUCGAAGUGGACGGGCAGAUGAAACAAGGGGAUCCCCCGAAUCCUCUUCGUUUCUCCUUGGCCAUGGCUAUGGGCUCUUACUGGCUGGACGAACAAGCGUUCGAGGACCCACUACUCAUCACAACACAGAACAGGGCACGCUCAAACAACCAUACACAAGCGGAUGAACUGACCCUCAAGAUUACUCAGGUAUCUGCGAUGGACGACACCAUACUACUGGCCAAGAGUGAAAGGACGCUGGCAGCGAUGACUCUCUACAUGGAGCAUUUCCAGGAAGCCUACGGAGCCUAA